AUGGGCAAACUUGUGGUUUCUUUGACUGUUCACGUGGAGUUCGGCAAGGGGCCCCUAUCCCUGUUAUUAUUUUGCCUUGCGGAAGAAGUCUUGAGUCGAGGCUUAUCUCGCUUGGUUUCUAGAGGAAAAAUUACUCCCAUUGCUACUCCGAAAAAAGUGUCACCUCCAUCUCAUGUUCUAUUUGCUGAUGACAUAAUGGUGUUCAUGCAAAGCAACUCUCGUGGUAUUAAGGCUUUAAUGAGAUUUCUUGAUGAAUAUGGGGCUAAUUCUGGGCAAAUUGUGAACAAAGCUAAGUCCUCUCUUUUUAUUGGUAAAUAUGUUGUUCGACGGAAAGUUAUUAUCCAACGACUUUUGGGUAUUCGUGAAGGAUCUCUUCCAUUCACUUACCUGGGAGUUCCAAUUUUCAAAGGAUGUCCGAAGCCAGAAUAUUUUUGUGCAAUAGCUGAUAAGGUUCGCUGCAAACUCUCUUCUUGGAAGGUAUUAUCAAAGAUCUUCGGUUUGGAUUGGCCUGAAGAAGCUUUGGCCAAUGUUUUAUUCCAAGAUUCAUUGGCUGGUAGGAGAUGGAAAACAGUUACUCAUAAUCUGGGUCUGGAGCUGCAACCUUUCAUUAAGGAGCCAGUGUGCAAUUUCAUCACAAAUGGAAAUUGGUCGUUGCCUUCUCUAUUCGUUUCUUCCUUCCCAGCCUUGGCCAACCAAAUUUUGGAGGUUUCGCUGCCUAUUAAUAGGAUGGUUGAUAAAGCAAUUUGGCCUGUUUCAACGUCAGGUCAGUUCACAUCAAAGGAUGCUUAUAUUUCUAUUUCUACCUCCAACCCAAUUAUACCUUGGUGCAAAUUCAUUUGGCAUAAAGCAGUUCAACCGCAAAAGCAUGGCUACUUGGAAAGUUCUCCAUGUGUGAUACACAGUUUUUGGAGUUGGAUUUUUCAGCUUUUUCGCUUGAGUUUUUCGAAUCAGACAGAGGAUCUUGGAUUAUUAUCUCCAAUGGUGCUUGACUCUUUGCCCGCUCCGUCUAGAAAACUCUGGUGCUUUGCAGUUUGUAAUGCCAUCUGGUGCAUCUGGACUGAGAGAAAUAAAUUGAGGUUUGAUGAUAAGGUUUUUUCCUUAGCUAAUUUCAAACACUUUUUUCUUCUUUCAUUCAAGGACUCUGCUUCUCUUUAUUUUGCAUUGUGCUCUUCGUCUCUGGGUUCUCUGCCAGCCUUCCAGUUACUGGGUUUAUCACCUCUGCGGCUCAAAGCUCCAAAAUUUAUACCAGUAAGAUGGGCCCCUCCUCCUGUGGGUUGGCUGAAGGUAAACACUGAUGGGUCAUUUCGUAGCCCAGAGGUAGCAGGUUUUGGAGGAUUAUUUAGAGAUUCGGAUGGUCUAUUUAAGGGUGCCUUUGCCCAUAGAGUCAUUGUUAAUAGUGCAAUUGAUGCUGAGAUUCUGGCAGUCAUUGAGGCUCUUCGUGUUGCCUGGGCAAGAAGCUGGACACAUAUUUGGCUUGAAACAGACUCAACUCUAGUGGUUCACUAUUUCAAUUCGCCCAAUCUAAUACCUUGGAGGUUCAGAGUGGAAUGGUUGAACUGUCUGCACUUUACUCAAUCCAUACAUUUUCGUGUUACUCAUAUUUAUAGAGAAGGUAACUCUUCAGCUGAUGCUCUUGCUAAUUAUGGUGCUCAAAAUGAUGGCUCUAUUUGGUGGACUUCACCUCCUAGAUUCAUUGCUGGAUUCUAUGGUCGGGAUCUAUCUUAUGUUACUCAUUAUCGUUAUGUGUAA
Messenger RNA from Rosa rugosa (rugosa rose), 1749 nucleotides. RefSeq lists its product as uncharacterized. Lineage: Eukaryota; Viridiplantae; Streptophyta; Magnoliopsida; Rosales; Rosaceae. The transcript has 4 exons. The record is from RefSeq and is a predicted model, not a curated record. The coding region runs from base 1 to 1749 and encodes 582 amino acids. Gene Ontology annotation, molecular function: nucleic acid binding; RNA-DNA hybrid ribonuclease activity.